AUGGCUUAUGAGGAAGGCGCAGCUGCCCUGGGACUCCUCGAGCCGCAGCAGCAGCACUUAGCAGCUGAAAUACACCGAAGAAUCUGUAGACUCUUGGAGCCGUGUUCUCUACUGGCUCCUGAUGCAGAGCAGAGGCAAAAGCAUGAAGAAAGGCAGAAGCAGGUUUAUGACAGCCCCCAGACACAGCCAGCAGAGGCGGAGACGGAGGUUCGACUUCUGCUUCAGACGCACGCAACUUUGGCAGCCCUCCUUGACGAUAGGCUAAAGGGAUGGUCCUCAGCUCAGCCACAACUGCAGCCACAGCUGCAGCAGCAGCUACAGGCACAGCUCCAGCCACAGCUGCAGCCACAGCAGCUGAAACUGCAGCUGCCCAUGCAGCAACAGCAUCGGAUACAGCAACAGCAACAGCAACUACUCUUUCAGAGGAACCCGCUUCUACAGCUCCGCCAGAAACAGCUGCAGCAGCACCAAGUUGCUAAUCAAGCACAAACGCUUCCAAUCUUUUGCCAGGAGAAACAACAGCUGAUGCUGCAGCAACAUCACCUGAGCCAGCGACACAAGCUACAGCAGCAUCUGCUUCAGCAACAGCACCUUCAACAGCAACAACAACAGCUGCACCUGCAGUUGAAAGAAACGUCACAGUGGCGAUCCGCUGAAGAGAUACCCAACCCCCAGCAGACACAGAUCCCCCACAAUAUGCAGCAGCAGCAGCGGCAAGCGUGGGAGCAGAUGCAGCAAAAGCGCACGUGGCAGGAGGUUGCAGCCUGCAGCAGCUGCCGUUGA
Messenger RNA from Eimeria mitis, 783 nucleotides. RefSeq lists its product as uncharacterized. The record is from RefSeq and is a predicted model, not a curated record. The transcript has 2 exons. The coding region runs from base 1 to 783 and encodes 260 amino acids. Lineage: Eukaryota; Apicomplexa; Conoidasida; Eucoccidiorida; Eimeriidae.